AAUUAGAAAAUGGAGACCUCACAAAGGCCCCUGCUUCUUACUUUAGGGGUAUGCAUUUUCUCACUGCAGUGGAUACUGACCCAUCAGCAAGUCAAUGUGGCCCUAAGAGGAAUAGCAACACAAUCCUCUUUAUACAUUAACAAUUACUAUCCUCCCUUUGCCAUUGAUGGCAACAGAAACUCUGGCAUGGGUUCCGGCUCAUGCACACACACAAGCACUCAGACCGACCCAUGGUGGAGGGUGGAUUUGUUGGCGGUGUAUGAUAUUAUAAUGGUAACCGUCACUAACAGAGGUGAUUGCUGUCCAGAACGAAUAAAUGGUGCUGAGAUUCACAUUGGGAACUCCUCAAUCAACAACGGCAACAAUAUCCCCAGGUGUGCUGUUAUCUCUAGCAUACCUGCUGGUGCCUCUGUAAACUACACCUGCGAUAUGUAUGGUCGUUACGUGAACAUCAUCAUUCCCGGUCCUAACCACAUUCUCAGCCUUUGUGAAGUGGAAGUUUAUGCCUGGCUUACUAAGAGGGCAUUUCUGAAAUUAAAGUUCAACAGCAGUGAGGAUCUCAGCAACCCUACCAUAUGGGAGGAGGUUCAUCAAAAGGUUUGUAUAAAAUCUGUCCAGCCCUCAGUAUUUCAUAUUCGAUGGACAGUGGGACCAGAAAUUAAAACUGAAAAUUAG
Tachysurus fulvidraco (yellow catfish) is the source of this 675-nucleotide messenger RNA. RefSeq names its product fucolectin-like. NCBI's taxonomy places the organism in Eukaryota, Metazoa, Chordata, Actinopteri, Siluriformes, Bagridae. The annotation marks the transcript as partial. The transcript has 6 exons. The record is from RefSeq and is a predicted model, not a curated record.